UUGGUUGAGGAUUCUCAUUCGGCAUACCUAUAUGUUUUGAAUCAGUGGGUGUUACGUGAAGCUCAUUUAAAAACUGUGUUGCUGUUAUUCUGUAUUUUUUAUCUGUGAUGCGAUGCAAUUAUGGGGUACUUCGGAAAUGGAUUGAUGUUCCCAUUGACAAUUAUGUCAUUCUUAUUUUCAACAUUAUCAAGCAAUACAAUUAAUGAUCACAUAAUGAAUAAUAUUUCCGACUACGAAUUUCCAAACGACACCAUACCAAUAAAGACUUUAACCUCCGAUAACCAAAUAAGUACAAAUGUAGAAAGUAACAGUACAAAGUAUAUCAGAAACAUAUCAAAAAAGGAAUCGAAAAAUGUUACUUCACUGGAUGAUAUCGUACGCCAUUCCGCGGUAGAAAAAGUUUCUAGAAAAAAUAAACAGUUCUUCAUUGGAUUCACUCAGGGUAAACAACAUUUUCCGGAAGAAUUUCCUCGAGAAGAAAGCUGGCCAAGCGAAGAUCAUUUGUUGGACGAUCCAAAACAAAGAGAAAUCGAUGAUGCUGCCGAUUUGGGAUUGAGCAAUAUGAAAGAGUUGCUUGAGGUCAAAGAACCCUUGUGGUAUCGACUAGGCCUCACUUUGGAUAGGAAUGAGCCAUCCGUUCACGUUGCAAACUUUGGAAAGCCAUCUCAUAAGGCUUUGGGAUUAUCCCAUUUCGGUUAUGCUGCACAAGAAGCUACUCGGAAGAUAUCUACAAGUUAUCUGGAGAAUGUAAAAAAUGCUGCAUUCAAACGAGCCCUCCAAUCAAGACUUCUCCAAGAAGAAUGUCCGCUCAGAGGAAAGCCAAGAUGUACCCCUUCGUCCAAAUUCUUUCGCACCCCUGAUGGCACAUGCAACAAUGCUGCCCACCUAUGGUGGGGAGCUUCAUUAUUGCCAAUGGAGAGAUUUCUCCAACCCAAAUACGAGGACGGAAUUCAAGAAGUACGAAGAUCGAAAUCUGGAAACCAACUGCCUUCAGCAAGAGACAUCAGUGUGAGAAUACAUAGAGAUAGAAAUGUGGAGCUUCCUACCGUAACCCUCAUGUUCAUGCAAUGGGGACAAUUCAUUGACCAUGAUAUAGUGUCAACUGUCAAAACACGAAGCUUCAACGGAUCUAUUCCUAGGUGUUGUGAUAGAUCAGGACGAAGACCAUUGCCACCCGAAAUUUUGCACCCCUCCUGCCUGCCCAUUGAAGUAUCUAGCGAUGAUUGGUUACUAGGCAGAUUUGGUAUACAGUGCCUUGAAUUCACUAGAAGUGCACCUGCUACAAGAGUAGACUGCGACUUGGGAUGGAGAGAACAAAUGAAUCAGGCAACCUCUUAUUUAGAUGCUUCAACCAUAUAUGGAUCUGACUUGGAUACUGCAGAUGCUAUCAGAACCUUCCGAAAUGGUAAACUGCAAUAUGGGCGUCCCCUAGGAAAUGGCCCUCUGAAUCCACCCGAUCCUCCAGGAGGCGAGCUUUGCAGAUCGGGAGCACUUUCGACAGAUUGUUUUGAAGGUGGUGAUGGGAGAUUUGGUGAACAGUCUGGUCUGGUGGCACUACACACAGUUUGGAUCAGAUACCAUAACAAAGUAGCAACCACCUUAGGAAAAAUGAACAAGCAUUGGAGUGAUGAAAGAAUUUUCCAGGAAACCAGGAAGAUAGUGGGAGCAUUGAUACAACAUAUAACGUUCCGAGAAUUUCUGCCAAUUGUUGUAGGACCAGAAGUUAUGGAUUCUUUCGAGCUAAACCUGAAACGAAAAGGAUUUUAUAGUGGAUAUGAUGAAAGAGUGAAUCCAUCGAUCGCCAAUUCUUUUGGAACUGCAGCUUUUCGGUUUGGUCACAGCCUGGUUCAAAAUUCAUAUAUGAGAUUCGACACCCAGCAUAAACCACUGUUCAAUAAUGUCAGCUUACACCAGGAGCAAGAAAACAUCGAAAAUAUUUGGAGUUUAGGAUCAGUCGAUCGUUUACUGCUCGGUUUCGUGAACCAACCAUCUCAAAGGAGAGAUGAAUUUAUAUGCGAAGAACUAACGACAAACCUUUUCCGUUCACCCAACUCCCCUUUCGGUGUCGAUCUUGCUGCGAUCAACAUCCAAAGAGGAAGAGAUCACGGUCUUCCUUCCUACACGUCUUGGCGGAAACCAUGUGGACUGUCCGAAAUCAAGGAUUGGAACGAUUUACAGAAUGUUCUCAGUAUCGAAACAGCCCACAGACUCAGGCGUUUGUACGAGCAUAUUGACGAUAUCGAUUUGUUUACAGCUGGCCUAGCUGAAAAACCAGUGAGGGGAGGUAUCGUAGGUCCAACAUUCGCCUGUAUAAUAGCACAACAGUUUUCGAAUCUACGCCGAGGAGACAGGUUUUGGUACGAAAAUCCUGGUUUCCAUUCCUCGUUCACAAUCGAUCAAUUGAAUCAAAUAAGAAGAAUAACUCUUUCUGAAAUUCUCUGUCAAACAAUGAGCGAGUUUGAAACGGUUCAACCAUUCGUGUUUCUUUCUUCCGAUAACUUCAGAAAUGUUAGAAUAUCUUGUGAUAGCCAACUUAUGAAUAGGUUCGACCUAGAACCAUGGACUGAAGACCUAAUACCUGACUCAAAACUAAACGAAAACCAUAACACUGACCAAUUCGACAACGACUUACUACAGAAUAGAGACAUAAAAGACUUGUUUGAUUUCGGUGAUGACAUAAGAAAACAACGGGAUGUUUGGGAGGCAAGGAAACGUAAAAGAGUAACGACUACGAAAAAGCCAACCACUAAGAAAAGGCAGACAACGACGAGGACAACUUCCCGACCUGAUUUACAAAUACCAAUCACUAACGUAACAGUUCAUUCUCGACCUAUUGAGAAAUAUAAUAAUGGCUACUAUGACGAGAUUCCAAGCCAACAAUUUUUGCAAUAUAAACCACAACAAUACACGACGAGAAAAUACUACUCCAUAAGAGACAAAAAUGACUAUACUUACCUAUUUGGACGAGUUUCUUCAACCACACCCUUACCUAGAACCUCAACUCCGAGAAGGAGUCAGACUCCCCUGGAGGUCAAUAUCAAAAUACAAUACUACCCACCAAACCCUACAUCACCUCCAAAACGUAAACCACAGACAGUAUACGCAAGACCACAAAAUAGCAAUGGUUACGGUAACGGUUAUAGUAAUGCCAAUAUUAAAAAGCCACCAAGGCAAAGACCUUUUCAGACAAAUCAUAAUCAAUACUCUCAAGAACAUUACGACGAUAAUAUAGUCCUUGUAAAUAGACCAAAUAUAAGGCCAAUUCAAAACGUUGGGUAUAGUUUUAAAGGGGAGACUUAUGUACUACAACCUGUAAAAUUACAAAAUAAACCAAUUGACCACUCUAAUGACGAAAAUGACGAACAUACUGAAACUCUGGUAGGAUACUAUUACAAAAAACCUUCUAUUGAGAAAUUCCAAGCUACUUCUUAUAAACCAUCUAUAGACGUUGACUUUUAUGGUACUGACAAUGACGAUAUGUAUCAGACUGACGAUCAAGUAAAAUACGAUGACACAGGAAGUUACAACGAUGAUGAUGAUGAACCAACAUAUUAUGAAGACACAGAACUAGAAUAUAAAAAUAAAUAUGACAUCGACCGACUUGAUAAUACCAAACCAACUCACAAAGACAAUGAGCAUAUAGAAAGUAGUCCAUAUGCUAUAGCUUAUAUUGAAAGGUUGAAUACAAGAGAUAACCAUGAAAGAUUAGAUUUCCGAUCUAGACUUGUAUACAAAAAACGUUUCCGUAAACCAUUGAACGAAAAUAAGGACGAUGAAGAAGAUGAGGUAUCAUCCUUUGUUGAUGAGGAUGAAGAUAUUGAAUUAGAGGAACGUGAGGAAAAAAGUUUCAAAGAAGAAGAAAUAAUAACGAGAAAUAAAAAUAUCGAUGCUAUUGAAAACGAGAAAAUAAGAUUAGUCAAUGUCAACUUGAUUGAGCGGAAGAAACCGGAAAUGUCAAGAACAGAAUCAUUGUUAUCUUUAGAACAAAGUGCAACACGCUGGAAACCUUACAACAAAAGUGGAUCUUAUGAUGAAGAUGAAUUCGUUAUGCCAGAUUUGGGUCACAGUGGCCAUAUUUCCGAUGAAAUACCAAAAAAAAUUAUUGUAGAAAAAAUCAGAGGGAAUGGUUCUCUAUGAAAUAAUAUUUUUAUAUGAGUUUCAGGAAGAAUCAGAAGAAUGUUUUACUCUUUUUAUUGGCUACAAAAUCAAUGUUCAUUACUUCCAAGCUCUUCAUUUCUAGUGUUUCAUCCCUGUAACUAAGAGUUCGAUAAUCUUUUAAUAUUAAUUACUUAUACUAUCACUUUUGCCUUUCUAUUCUGCGUUAACUUCUAUGAUAGACCUCUUUCUUUUUCAUUGCUCAUACUUAAUAAUCAUAAUAUUAUUAUUUAAUAAUAUUUAAUAUUUAAUUUUAUAUUUAAUGAUAUUAUUAUUUAUUUGGCACUUGGCUAGUACCUUGACAACAGACAACAGUACCUUGGCAACAGAAAAUGACUGAAACAGACUGUAACUGCGGACAGAGAAAAAAAUUGAACUUUUUAUUGUAGAAUUUCCAUGAAACAAAUUCAAACUUACUCUCACAAAAUUUUUCUUCCUAUCACUGUAAAAGUGAAGAAACAAAUUUCAUCCUUAUUGAGGGUAUUACUCAGCUUUCUUAUUUUCCAAAGACGAUUUGCUUAACUUAUCAUCAAGGAUUUAAUUACAAUAGACAAAUGACAUAGAAAAUAUGACCUACAUAUGAUCCCUAUUGGAUGACUUGACAAACCAUGAAACAAGUUUUAUGGUUUUACUUUCGAUUUUUUCAAUCGGUUAACAGAACUGCACGACUAUUAAUUGAAUUAAUUGAUUAAACCGAAAUUCUAAUAAGCAUAUUCCUAGCUGACUUUAACUGAAACCUACCUUACUCCACUACAUUCAUAUAACAUUAGACUAUAAGGAAGAGACCACUUGACACAUACGACGUAAAUAUUUUAAUCUGACAAACUGACAAAUGGAAGCUAUUUUAAUAGUUCAACGCCAUGACUUUUUGUAACUGAAACAACUGAACAGUGGAAAUUUACUUAUAAUUGACCAACAAACACAGACCAGUAGACUAUAGGUUCUAGAUUUUAGGUUCACGACCAUGCAAUAAAGCACAUCUACUACUCUUAAUAUAUUUAUAGCAAUUUUUAAUCAAUUCUUUGAAAUGGUUAUGGAGUUUACGAUUCCUCAAUUUAACCAAACCCCUUAACCAAACGAUGAACGAAUGUAAAAUCUACUUUAAUUUAUAUAAUAAUUGAACCUCAACUGACUGACGAACUAGAUAAUUCAAAUAAUUAUACUGAUCAAAACACAAUACUUCUUCCAUUAUUCAAUCUAUCUCAUGUCAUGCUUUAUGGUUGCAAUAUUACUACUAAAUUCUAAUUAUGAUGUAGAAAAAUAAUCAUUUUGAUAUUAUUUAGUAAAAUUACGUUUUCAUUAUUGAAAUUAUUCUUUUUUUGUAUAUUCAACAAAAAGAAAUCCAGAGGAUUACAUAUUUUAUGAUGAACUAAACUACUACACUACAAAUACUAAGCGUGGAAUGGAAACCUUUUUUAUACCUAAUGCAAAGAAAGACAAGACUUACCAACAAUUCAACUAAGUUAAUUAUUUUACUACGCUUUCGAUAAUUUGUAAUUACCUAUUACGAUUGAACUUUUCAAUUUGGACUCAAAAAAUACAUAUAAAGUAAACAUGAUUCGAAAUGUUAUUAUCUCAUGACGGAUUGGCAUAACAAGGACUACGCUGCUUUGAAGCAUUAAAAAACAAACAGUUUUGAUUUUUUAAUUCAUCAGAAUUUAGUGUUAGUUCACAUUCAAGACCGUAGUUUGGACAACUUCGACAUUACUUUACUGACGUUUUCAACAGAAUAAAUAUCUGAACAAAACAUAAGAACUGUUCUUAUUUGAAUUUCGGACUCAUAUACCAAUUUGGACUACACGGAAAAUAACUUCAUUUGCACGAGACUUAUGAAACUUUGGCUUCUUCAGUUGAGUAUGAUAACCAAAGAUGACUUACAUACUGACGACCUGACGAGUAGAAUUUUUCAGUUUAUCUGAGAAUCUGAAAUUAACUACAAACGAUACGAUUAAAUUCAAUACCGAAAUUGAAGAUCUGAAAUCAAUAGAUCGAAGACCUAAAGAACAUCGUGAAUUACUAUCUUUCAGUUCAGGCAAAAAUCCACCUACGAAAGUUUUAUAUAGACCGAUACAGACUUGACCAGUACUGCAGGAAAAACUGACUAUGUACCUACAAUCGAUUUUUGAAAUUUCAUCUAAUAAUAAUUACUAAAAGAAAUCCUCUCUUGUCUGACAGGACGUUGAGCAAAAAAAUGUACUUUCUGUCAAGUAAAUAAUAAAGUUAUUGAAUGCAUCAAUUCGGUAAUUUGAUAAGAUCAUACACAGCACAGUUUUUCAGACAAUAGCUAUUAUUUAGGCCCAAACAUUUCAAUACAAUGACUUCGACUUUUUUUAUUCCAUUAUAUCAAACAUGGUUACAUAUUUUAUAAUACAGGCGUUUCCUCCGAUAACUUUAGCAAUUAUCAAUUCUUGAAUGAGCUGUACAUCUUCCUACUUCCUACUACGACAUCAUACCACUAUCGCAAACAAAAAUACAUAAACAGACAUCCAAACAUUAUUGUGGUAAUAUAAGACUUAUAAGAGAAUUCGAGCAUUAACUUACUGUGACAUUUAACUGAGAGGCACUUUCCUAUAAUUCAAUUCCAAAGAUAUAAAUUUUUAUCUCAUCCACAUUUUCGUUUUCUCCUUUUAUUUGAGUUACCUACAUUAUUUUACAUUUCAGAAUCAAAUAAAACAUUUCGAAUGAUUUUUCCUGAAUCAGUUUUAUUCUUCAUCAUAGUUAUUUAUUAUAAUACAUUAUUUAUAUGAAAUAAAUUUUAUAAUUUA
This is a messenger RNA of Harmonia axyridis, 6920 nucleotides long. Its product is annotated as chorion peroxidase-like. The record is from RefSeq and is a predicted model, not a curated record. Lineage: Eukaryota; Metazoa; Arthropoda; Insecta; Coleoptera; Coccinellidae. The coding region runs from base 121 to 4137 and encodes 1338 amino acids. Gene Ontology annotation, biological process: response to oxidative stress. The transcript has 10 exons. Gene Ontology annotation, molecular function: heme binding; peroxidase activity.